AUGUCAAGUACAAAUCCAACACUAUCGUACAUCGCUAAGCUUCAAUAUAUUUCGGGACAAUUAUCUCUAUAUAUGUCAAUUAUUAUCCUUGUUUUUGGCUUGAUUGGUAAUCUACUCAAUUGUUUGGUAUUUGCACAACGAUCACUUCGAUCAAAACCAUGUGUCGUUUAUUUUCUUGUGGCUAGCAUAUUAAAUUUAAUUAUUAUUUUCUCGGGUGUUGCACCACGUGCAUUUCAAAUUUUUUUUAUGAUCCCAGAUCAAACAGAAACAGUGUCUACAUUAUGUAAGCUGCGUCUAGUCGUUCUUUUCACAAUGCGUACUAUUUCAUCAUGGCUUUUAACUCUCGCUAGUGUGGAUCGUUAUUUAAUAUCAAGUUCUAAUGUCAAUCGACGUCGAAUGAGCAAUUUGAAGAAUGCUUAUAUUUCGAUUUUAAUUGUUAGUAUCAUUUCAGCUCUGGUAUGGGCUGAAGCAGGCUACUGUUUUGAUGCUAAUUUGGUUGGCACACCUCAAAAAUGUUAUGCUAAAUCUAAUGCAUGUCGUGUUUAUAAUGACCUUGCACAAUCACUUAUUACAACCAUCAUUCCAUCGGCAAUCAUUCUUAUUAUUGGCUUAUUAACUAUAAACAAUGUUCGACAAGUCCAAAGAAUAGGACCUUCUUCAAUUAGUAUGACUAAUAAUAAGAAUACUCAACGAAAUAGAAAAGACGAAAGAAGUUUAACUAUAAUGUUAUUUGCACAAGUUAUUCUUUUAACUAUAUUUACUUUACCACAAGCAGGACAAAAAUUUUAUCUGACCUAUACAUUUUAUCAAACGAAAUCAUCAAUUCAAAGAGCCCUCGAAACUCUAGCCGACUCAAAGCCGGCAACAAACAACGAUAGUACUGAUACGACUGUAGUAGUGGCUGGUACACUACAAAGAUCAGGAUGGGGUGCUCUAGUAUCAUCUACAACUGAACCAUCUGUGAUACCAAAACCAACACGAGCUUCACCAUCUGGAACUGAACGAUCUUGCAGUGCAUUCCCGACAUUGAAUGAGUCAAUGCGAAAUUUGUCUAUCGAUGCAGCAUCGGCCUUGGCAAAAGAUUCUCGUUCUCAAAGUGUUCGUCCAGUGAUACGUCGUCGAAUAUUAUGCUCAGCAGUACCUGAAUCAGCCGAAUUGACACCAAUUCGUCGGCCUGAUGAAGGUGGUUCAAAAGGUCAAAAAAUAUCUGUAUAUACCAAUCAUUUUCGUGUACAAAUCCCUGACGCUAUCAUUUAUCAAUAUGAUAUCGAGAUUGUUAUGAUUGGUCGUGAUGGUAAAGCGCGUCUAACACGAAAAGAUGAUCGUUGGGAAGUGAUCCAAACAUUCGUUAAACAAAGAAACAAUUUUCCUACAAUCUGGUAUGAUGAAGGAAAAACGUUAUAUAGUCGAGAAAUACUACCUGAUUUAAAAUUACCUAUUCAGAUUGAAAUAGGAAAAGAUGAUGAGAAGAAAACCUUUCAAUUGAAAAAAUUAGUUCUUGUUCGACAAGAUAAAAUUCAAAAUAUUCAUGAUUUUAUUGAAAAGAAAAUAAAUAUGCGACCACGUGAAGCAGUUCGAAUCAUUGAAAUACUUUUCAAGCAACGUGCUCGAAAUGAUCUAAUCGCUAUUCGAAAUCAAUUCUAUGACCGACGUCGACAGCUGGAUGAUCUUGGUGAUGGUCGUGGAAUGGCAAGAGGUUUUUAUCAAGCUUUGUUUCUCACGCAAAUGGGACCAACACUAAAUAUCAAUUUGACAUUUACAUGUUUUUUUAUGCCAUUAAAUUUUGUUGAUUUUGCUUGCAAAUAUUUGCGCAAAGAUAUUACGAAAGGUUUAAAUGAAAAUGAUUUAAAAGUAUUUGAAAAAAUCGUUCGCAAUUUAUCCAUUGAAACAAUGCAUACCGGUCGGAGAAUUUUCUAUCGAAUACGUGGUUUUGGUCGUCCUGCUAAUCGACUUAUGUUUCGUCGCGGUGGAGAUGAUGGUCAAACGGCAAGUGCUGUUGAUAUCAAAGAAACGAGUGUUGCAGAUUAUUUUGCUGAAAAAUAUAGAAAACUUAUGUAUCCUUAUUUACCUUGCAUUAAUGCGAUGAAAGGAGCUGAAAACAAACCAAAUUGGUUACCUAUGGAAUUUGUCAGAAUAGUCGAAUGGCAACGUGCAUUAAAACCAUUAGACAAACAACAACGAGGUGUUGUUUCGAGAAAUACGAUCAUUAAACCAGAACAACGUUACAAUGAAAUAAUGAAAAUCGUACGUAACAAUCAGUUUGAUAGAGAUCCUUAUCUCAAAGAACUAAAUAUUCAUGUUGACGAUAAAGAAAUGCUUGAAAUCAAAGCACGUGUACUCGCGCCUCCAAAAAUCAGAUAUCGCAGUCGUGGUCAAGGUGAAGUUAUUGAAUCCGUUAAUUGUGGCAAAUGGCGAAUUCAAAAUUGGUUUUAUACAACAUCAAAAAUCAAUUCAUGGGGAAUGAUUUAUUUUGGCGAUACACCUAACAGUCGUAUUGAGGACACGCUUAGCGAAUUUCAAAAUCGAUUACCAGAUCUACUUAGACGCAGUGGUUUCGUAAUUAAUACCGAAUUAUUACUGACAAUAAAGAGUUCAUUGGACAAUGAAAUUUACAAUACAUUACUUGAUGCUAGUAGACAACGUUGGCAAUUGGCUAUUAUUAUUAUUAAUAGUCGUAAUUCAGAGAUUGUCUAUAAUCUUGUUAAAAAAUAUGCCAAUACAAAGAUUGGCUUGAUGACUCAAUGUGUUAAUUUUCAAGCUUUGGAACGAAACAUGAGCAAACUUGAAAUGUACGUUGAAAAUAUAAGUCAAAAAAUUAAUGGAAAAUUAGGUAAUAUCAAUGGUGUCAUCAAUAUUAAAUCAGCUCUUAGUCGUUCUUCAAGAGAAGAUCUUUUUAUGUUUUUUGGAGCUGAUGUAACUCACUCAACUUGUUCAAGUGAUUAUCCAUCAAUAGCAGCUGUUGUUGGUUCUCGAGAUUUAACAAACAAUCUAUAUGCUGCUCGAGUUUGUGAACAAUAUCCAAAAAAGGGUCGUUGUUCACUUGAAAUUAUAAAAGAGUUAGAUACGAUGGUUAUUGAUUUACUUCGAGUAUUUGCUAAUUCAUGUGGUGAUCGUCUUCCAAAUAAAAUUAUUUUCUAUCGAGAUGGUGUAGAUGAAGGACAAUACCAGAAAGUACUCGAUAAUGAAGUUAAUAAAAUUAAAAAUGCAUGUCGCAUUGUCUAUGGUAACAAACCCUUACCGCAAUUAGCAUUCAUUGUUGUGAAAAAACGUCAUAACACACGUUUCUUUCUAUAUGAUGGUAAUGAAACAAUGAAUGUUCAGGCGGGCACCGUUAUCGAUCAGAGUAUAAUACAUCCAUCACAGUUUGAUUUUUACUUAUGUUCACAAGCUGCAAUAAUGGGUACAUCACGACCAGCUUUGUAUCAUGUUCUUCAUGAUGAUAUUGGAUUCAGCAGUGAUGAUAUUCAACAACUUACCUACUGGCUAUGUCAUACAGAUAUGCGUUGUACUAAAUCAGUUUCAAUACCAGCUCCUGUUCAUUAUGCUCAUUUAGCAGCUUAUGCAUCACGAGCACUUAAAUAUGGCGAAGAUCAGGAUAGAGAAAGUGUUGAUGAAAAUAAUGAAGAACCUGAAACUUAUUCACUUGAUGAUAUCAAGACAAAAGUAAUGGUACUGGAUGAAAAAAUCACCGAUGAUAUGUGGUUCAUAUAG
Messenger RNA from Rotaria sp. Silwood1, 3711 nucleotides. The record is from the annotation of a GenBank genome assembly. Lineage: Eukaryota; Metazoa; Rotifera; Eurotatoria; Philodinida; Philodinidae.